Dinoponera quadriceps is the source of this 4678-nucleotide messenger RNA. RefSeq names its product kelch-like protein diablo (gene dbo). Gene Ontology annotation, molecular function: protein binding. The transcript has 6 exons. The record is from RefSeq and is a predicted model, not a curated record. NCBI's taxonomy places the organism in Eukaryota, Metazoa, Arthropoda, Insecta, Hymenoptera, Formicidae. The coding region runs from base 363 to 2228 and encodes 621 amino acids.
CAGUCUGGGCUGGUGUUGAUUCAGUCGAGAGUUCGUGAUAUCGGAUGGGUCUCUUACGCGGGGUACUGUGCAGGACGGGGUAGUAAACGUCAAAAUGAGAGCACCCUCGUGAUAACUCUCGCGUGCAGUGGGAAGUGCGACAACAAUAACAACGACGACGAGGACGAGAAGGACCGGUGGUACGUCGUGCGGCAACGUCCGAUGUCCCGCGACAGGCACCCACGCUGACAGGAAACUGCCCGAGACCAGCCGAAUCGCUCUCCUCUGUUGAUAUCGCCUGGCGGUCCAGGAAAGCAACGAAAGGAAAGCACAACAUUAAGGGGCCUGCUGCAGGCACAUUUGAGACCUGCGGUGGUUGGUGAAUGGUGUUGCAGAUAGAUUCCGUGUGGGGCUGGGCGUCACCCCCGCUGCGCCUCCAGCUAGCCGGGGGGACCAGGGGUGCCUCGGGGAGAGCGGCUGCGGGUGCCCCAUCCUCGCAGAGGAUGGGCGAGAUAGUCGUAGAACGCGCUCCCUCCCCAGCACGCCUCAGUCAUACCUCGGAAAAGCACCCACGUGCGACGCUAACCGAGCUCAAUGGUCUCCGCCGUCAUCGAGAACUCUGCGACGUUGUUCUCAAUGUUGGCACCAGAAAGAUAUUCGCCCACCGUGUCAUCCUCUCAGCAUGUAGCCCAUACUUCAGGGCAAUGUUUACUGGGGAGCUGGCGGAAUCUAGACAAACUGAAGUAACAAUACGCGAUAUAGACGAGAUGGCCAUGGAACUACUCAUAGACUUCUGUUACACUUCUCACAUUAUCGUCGAAGAAGCAAAUGUUCAAACUCUCCUUCCAGCAGCGUGCCUUCUUCAAUUAGCAGAAAUUCAAGAUAUAUGUUGCGAAUUUCUCAAGCGCCAAUUAGAUCCGUCGAAUUGCUUGGGUAUUCGUGCGUUCGCGGAUACCCACUCGUGCCGCGAACUUCUGCGCAUUGCCGAUAAAUUUACUCAGCAUAAUUUCCAAGAGGUGAUGGAGAGCGAGGAAUUUCUGUUGCUACCUGUCGGCCAAUUGGUGGACAUCAUCUCGUCGGACGAAUUGAACGUGCGCACGGAGGAGCAGGUGUUCAGCGCCGUGAUGAAUUGGGUGAAGUACAACGUUACCGAGAGACGACAGCAUCUGUCUCAAGUUCUGCAACACGUGAGACUACCAUUGCUCAGCCCGAAGUUCUUAGUCGGCACCGUCGGCUCCGAUCUGUUGGUUCGUUCCGACGACGCUUGCAGAGACCUGGUGGACGAGGCGAAGAAUUACCUGCUUCUGCCGCAAGAGAGGCCGUUGAUGCAGGGACCCAGAACGAGACCCAGGAAACCCACGAGACGAGGGGAGGUGUUGUUCGCCGUCGGCGGGUGGUGCUCGGGCGAUGCCAUCGCCAGCGUCGAGCGAUUCGAUCCCAACACCGCCGACUGGAAGAUGGUCGCGCCGAUGAGCAAACGAAGGUGCGGAGUGGGCGUAGCGGUAUUGAACGACCUGCUGUACGCGGUCGGCGGUCACGACGGCCAGAGCUACUUGAAUAGCAUCGAGCGAUACGACCCACAAACGAAUCAAUGGUCUUGUGAUGUAGCCCCGACAACUUCCUGCAGGACCAGCGUCGGUGUCGCGGUUUUGGAUGGAUUUCUGUACGCGGUUGGUGGCCAGGACGGAGUGCAAUGCCUUAAUCAUGUGGAAAGGUACGACCCUAAGGAAAACAAAUGGUCUAAAGUGUCGCCGAUGACCACCAGAAGAUUGGGAGUAGCCGUUGCUGUGCUCGGAGGUUAUUUAUAUGCCAUCGGCGGGUCUGAUGGGCAGUCACCCCUCAAUACCGUAGAGAGAUACGAUCCAAGGCAAAACAAGUGGACCCAGGUGUCCCCAAUGUCUACGAGACGUAAACAUCUAGGCUGUGCUGUAUUUAAUAAUCUAAUUUAUGCUGUGGGAGGACGAGACGACUGUAUGGAACUGUCCAGUGCGGAACGUUAUAAUCCUCAUACGAAUUCCUGGAGCCCCAUAGUAGCGAUGACAUCUAGGAGAAGCGGGGUGGGUCUAGCGGUAGUGAACGGUCAAUUGUACGCGGUAGGCGGAUUCGACGGGACUGCGUAUCUGAAAACAAUUGAAGUAUACGAUCCGGAACAGAACCAAUGGAAGCUGUGCGGCUGUAUGAAUUACAGGAGGCUCGGCGGAGGCGUGGGAGUAAUGCGAGCUCCACAAACCGAAAACUACAUUUGGUAGCUCAGGCCCCCCUCUUCAGCCCAAACGGCUGAAACUCCUCUAACUCCUCUCACACCGGUAACGCCAGUUACACCUGUAACCCCUCCCGCCCCCGUAUCGGUUCCUGUUGUUAUAACUAAUACUAGAAAACGCUACCGUCGAUCGAUGAGCAUUAUAUAAGUAAUGUGUAUGCAUUUUGUAAAAGACUUUGCCUUUCUAAAAUUCCGCGAGAGCCGAGUCCCGCGUUUGACACGUUUCACGACGCGUUUUCUCUUUUUCCCUCCUCCCCCCCUUUUUUUUUUAACUUAUCACUCCGAGAUAACUUUCUCGUUCGAUUGAGGCGCACGGAUUACGUGUGUACGGUGAAAGAAAGACGCGAUAACGUGCUCGAAUUACUUUACUGCCGUUACUUUAUACAUAUUUCUUCACAUCACCAUAUAUUUCACAUCACAGAGACAACUUCGUUGUUAUUUUAUAGGAAUCUCUUCGUGAAGGGCGGGCUCCGAUAGCCCACAUAAGUGAUUGGCUAAUUUAAAUGUAAAAUUUUCGUAAUUGGCGGUCCAGCGAAAAGACUCUAGGCGGCCGAUGUGAAUGGACGUGUGCUGUCGCACGGUGGUCUAACGGAACCCUUCCCUUCGUGAACGCUAUACUUGUGUAUCUUUAUUGUGUUUACGCUAUACGAAUUCCAGUCGCUUUAGAUUUAAGUGUUCAUAGGAACCUUCGAGAACGAAGGAUCGCUUCGCGUUUAUCACGCACAGACACUGAGAACAGCGUUUUCCCAUGCGAGAAGAAAGAAAGGCAAAUUCUCUUCCCUCGGACGUGUUCGCCAGAAGCAUAUGUGUUUUUGAAGAGCAUUCACAGCUUCCACUCUCUUUCAGUGAAUGAGAAUCGAAAUAAAAGUUCAAGCUUUCAGUUGAUAGUCUUAAUUUAAUUAAGCGGAAAGGUUGCUUUUGCACCUAAUAUAACGCGAGAUUGUAAUAUAAGACCACUGAUUUCUCAUAAGAGUAGACUGCUUUUUUAAGUAUACGGAUACCAUGUUCUGUUCAUAAGACUGAAUGUUAACCAGGAAACAUUGAAAUACUAAAUCGUGAUAAACAGUUACAGUCUAUAUUCUCUUGCAAAGAUAUAUCAAGUCAGUGACACACACACACAUAUGCACACAACAUAAACACACAUACACUAGCAGUGUGAAACCCUGCGAAUAAUUCGAAUAGUAUCCAACUCAUUUGACGCAUUUAUUAUGUUAUCAACGAUUCACGACAGGUGCAGAGACGCACUUACUCGAGAAAGCAAUAUAUAAUGAUACUUGAGAUUAUAAAUUAUUUAAACGCGAUGUUCGACAUCUCGUUCCUUCGUGUUGCUGCAAAGAUACGCCAUUUAACCGACAUCCGUUGUAUAUGUUUAAGUCAACAGAGGAGUAGCCUUAUCGUACAAAAUGGUGAUAGGGAUCAUUGACAACAACAAUCUCAUAAUGUAACAUUUCUUAUAAUAAUGCGAUAAGGACAAGUGAAAUUGGCUAAGCACGACCAACGUUUCGCUACAACAAUGACGGGCUCGAUAGCGAUUUAUUUUCGUGCAAAAUCGAACGACGACUGGCACGUAAAAAGAAAAGAUUCGGAGAUUUUAACGAAAGCGAGAGAGCGUUCACGCGGAUCGUCGUUGUUACAGGUAUGAGAUUGUUGAAGACAGCAAAAUGCAUGUCUAGCAUAAGAACAUAUUGACGAUGUAAUGUAAUUCUUUCUAAGCAGCUGGCCACACAAAGAUGAUUAUUAUUCCGAUUUCUCUCUCUCUCUCUCUCUCUCUUUCUCUCUCUCUCUCUCUCUCUCUCUUUCUCUCUUUCUCUCUCGAGUCCUACGAGACAGCUUACUGACGCAUUUCUCAAUUCACGCGCGGGACUAUUGCGAAUAGUCCGUUAUCGUGGUUAAGUUAAAAAACUCGUGAUACCGUAGAGGCAAAGGAAAACAUCGUGGAUCGUGCUGUUCAGUUAAUCAAAUUAGACGUUACAAGGGUACAAAUUAUUGUAAUCCACGAACGAAGUUCAAAUAAGUGUUCAAUACCCAAUCCCGAUUCUGAUUUUCAAGGAAACAGCAGUUAGAGAUCUGAAGGAUGUAAUAUUGUUUUCAGAGCGGCAGUUUCGACACGCGCAUAGCGCUAGCUGGAUUAUAAUUUUAAUCUGCGUCGAAACUCGUACAAUAGGCAUUGUAUCGGACCUUACACACGCCAACGUUUCCCGUAAGUGAGGCACACGAGAAACACCGAAAUCUGAUUUGCGUUAUCAAUUUAGCGCGCGUGGAGUAAUCCCGGAAACGCAAAGCGUUAAUGCAGACAUAUUGUUUUCCUGUCUUGCUAAUCGAGAUCAAAAGAUUGUUCUGUACAACUGUUCAGUACAAAGGAAGAGUCAUAGGAUUUCUUUCCUGUUUUUUGUCAAUAAAUUAAAGAAAGUGCGCAUUAGAAGUUUGCGCGAACUAUUA